This is a messenger RNA of Melampsora larici-populina 98AG31, 1758 nucleotides long. RefSeq lists its product as uncharacterized. Lineage: Eukaryota; Fungi; Basidiomycota; Pucciniomycetes; Pucciniales; Melampsoraceae. Bases 1 to 1758 code for a protein of 585 amino acids. The record is from RefSeq and is a predicted model, not a curated record. The transcript has 9 exons.
AUGAUAAAGCUACAUCCUGGUGUGUAUGGUUUCUCUAUAUACAAUUUUUAUACUCCCUAUAAAUUCAAUCCGAUUUACCAGCAUGUCACAACCCAACUGGUCCCCGACAUCCGGCCUGAACCUUUCGAGUGGAUUGCCUACUCAGUUAACUAUGUGCCCCCACAGUGCCCUGAUGCCGCCUCCAUGCCGACUCGAAGGUCUCCUCCCACCUGGGCGCCGUUACCCGCUCAACCCCAGCGCCCAUUGGAACCAGGUCGCCUGCCCGAGACCGUCACCUUGGGUUCGCUGCAGUUCGAAAACCAGGGGCUUGGGUCUCAGCAAAGUGGUGUUGGCGAAAACGGCCCGGGCCGUUAUCAACCACCAAGCCAGCAACAGGUCUUGGUGCCAAAGAUGGCUCAGGGUGCGCCACCGGAUGAUCACACGGUCUUGCAGAUGGGGUCUGGUGCUCCGUUCCCGAGCAGCGCGGUAUGGGUACCUAAUGGCGAGUUGAUUGAUGGCCGGAGGACGUACACCCACGACAUCUCCCACCCCCCCUGGAAGUCAAAGGACGACUACGACAGUAUGAUUGACUGGAGAUACCCGCGAGUGAUCUCUAACGACCGGAUAGCCGUUUUGUUUAACGGUGUUUGCACUGCCGCCCUUAACCUCAACGGCCUCGACCAUGUCUCCGACCCCCUGCCAUGGUGCAGGGAUGGCACCAAUCCUGUACGUGAGGCUCUGGCUUCAGCAGAGUUCAACCUCCAUGUCCUCCGAGAAGACAAGCUGUCCUUGUCUUCGGGUGCUGAGGACAAUUGCCUUCAGCAUCUGUUGCAAGAUUCCGACAAGGAGGAACUAACCCCUGGCCACUCAGUGGAACGUUUGGUCACCCAUCACCAAACUCUCCGGGGGUCUGCGGCGCAACCGACAAAUAAGUCGCCAUCAACGCCUACGCCUUCUUCUGUGACAGCUUCUACGUCGGCCACUGAAAGGCCUCCCGGUGUCCGAGAGCUCAUUUGCAAGAGUUCGCCGGUUAAGCAUCGAGGGGACUUGGCUGAUUUAUCCGUCGCUCGUCGCCGCCUCAAUACUGAUCAGGACAAAGGUGAUGAAGAGGUCGACGAGUUGGAGGACGAUGAAAUGCCUCUACUGGGCUCGGUAAAUCCAGCAACCCCCGCCGGUGUAUGUCGCUCUGUUUCCUUUCCUCAAAGGGCAACCAACCCCGUCAUCAUCACCCCCGCACCCUCACGACACCCCUUUCCCCGCCUCACAUACCCUGGAGCUUCUAUAACCACACGAAACGGUGCUCCAAUGACUGCGACCUCUGCGACCACUCCUCACGCCCCCUCACAACCGGAGCGUCGGUUACCUAGCCCUACCAUGACCCGGUCAACCAAUCGAACCGAUCACACGCGCCUGCCCACUCCCAUCACGACUUCUAAAACCUCCCGUGACCUUCCUGAACCUGGCGGUCUCGGGGAAGCCUCCUCGCCAACCUCAAAGAAGUCGGAUGGCAGAGGAUCCUCCAAUCGCAUGCGAUGGGGCGAGCCAGGCGAUCUCGAUACGCUCUGGCUGUCACACCUUGUCUCGUUUGACCCGUUCUCGGCGGGCAAGAAAGAGGCUCAGGAGAGAUUCCGUGCCUGUUUGCACCACCUUAAGGCAAGUUUGAUUCCACUUCCUCACUUGUAUGUAUUUGCCCUAACUAAACGGGAUAUUUGGCAUAUCCAGACUCAUGCCAAUACGAUGGACCAAUUCACAAAUUUGUCUACCACGAAGUAUACCUAG